CGGGAUGGGGAUGGGGGCUUUGCCAUGUGCGACAGGGAUGAGAACAUUUUUCUCCAGUUAACGCGGCCCUGCCCAUCAUCGUUUGCAUGUACAAAGCUACAGCUGGUCUUUAUUGCUAUGUCUUAAUAUUUAAAUGUAUGUGUUACACAGAUGCGUUUCUUUCCAGCCUGUUUUUGCUGGUGUGAAUUCUGAGCCACUCAGCUGCGUUGUUAUGCUUUGGCCACAUACUUUCCAUGGCAGGCUGCUUUGGAUAGACGGCAAACAGCUCCUUAUAGCUUGAGCUCUGCACUUUAAAAAUUGGGUGUCAGGGCAUGGAUGACAUUGUUCCAAAUUGAUAUCUGUAAUUGAUCCUCCAGGGGCCAACAGAAUCCUCCAUGUAGUUCUGUGUCUUGGUAGAAAACUCAAGGAACUAUGAGCACAUGCUUGUGGCUAUUUUUAUUUCUUCAAUCUCCUCUCAGUACUCUGUUCUUUCAUUGAGAAGAGCUUGUGCUGCAAAUCUCAUUCCAUAUUCACUGAAGUUACUGCAUGGAGACAGAAAUAAAAGGCUUGGUCCCCAGUUUGUGCUUUCAAUAUCCGAUAACAACCACUUUACAUUUUAGACUAAAUUCCAGAACCUCACAAAUGUUUGCUGCAAACAUCCUAUGCUGGGCAGUGCACAGCCAUCAUGAGUGCAAGAUGCAGAGGUGACCCGCUUGCUGCAUCAGCUCCUGCCCUGGUUAACACUGGGGACGGUACUUUUGGCUGGUGCAUGGGAGAAACCCAAGAGAAAGCAUCUGAAUGUGGGCUGUUCCCCCAAGGAAAGGCUGAGCUCAGUGGUGGCUGUGUGACCUGGCUCAUUUGACUUUUGUGAUGGCUCCUGUACAAAGCAAUCUGCAGUAAAAAAGUCUUUCUAGUGUCUGGGGCCAUAAAAAGCUGCUGCGAGGGGCCCAGCAAAGAGCGUGGCAGUCAACAGAUAGGAGAUGCUGCAGGCAGAGUGCAGGGGAUGCAAAUAGUUUAGUGCUGCAAGCCACCCUUAUAAGGCAGGUACUUUUCCUUGCUAGUUGCUAGACAAUUCGUGAGAGACGUUAAACAUUCUCAUGAAGUUAUGGCGCAUUGAGAUGGCUUUCUUUUUUGAUGUGCGCACUGGGGACUGUACGUCUUAUUAAAAAUGAAAUCACACUGACCCUAGUAAGUCAAAGGGUGUAAUCGGCACAGCAGCAGAGAGAAGCUGAGGCCCUAAUUUACCCUUAGUUUUUCCUGCAUUAAGGAUCUUUUCUGCCCAUCUUUUAGCAAAAUGGAAACAUCUCAGAGACAUUGGUUUCUACUUGGUUUGCCCAUCUACCAGCCAGACACAUCUAAGAGGGUUAAAAAGCUUCAGUUCAGAAAGCUAGCUGAGAAUCCCACUGAGGCUUACAUUAAAAUAAAAUAAUUGGAGAGUCACAGUCCUAUUUUAGAGAUAUUUCAAAUUGUUUUGCUCCCAUCUUUUCUCUCCAGAGUGCAGUAUCUCCUUCAAGACAAGGAAAAAAUCGAGCAAAGAUGGCACUUGCAAGCACAGUUCCCCACACUGGCAAGACCAGCCUGGAUUACUACAGGAAUGACAGCGCAGGGCUGUCUGUCAUUGGGAACCCCGCCAACGACACAGAGCUCAUGUGUGACAGGAGGCAGGUCUGGCAGUUUGCUCGAGCUUUCUUGCCUGUGUUUUUCUGGCUCAUCUUCUUUGUGGGCACGGUGGGAAAUGCCUUGGUCGUUCUCAUCUACUGCAAAUACCGCUUCAGGAGGAGCAUGAUGGACCGCUACCUGCUGCACUUAGCUGUUGCAGAUCUGCUCCUCCUUUUCACCCUCCCAUUCUGGGCCACGGCUGCCUCCAGCGGAUGGAUCUUCAGAAAUUUCAUGUGCAAAGUCGUCAAUAGCAUGUAUAAGAUCAACUUCUACAGCUGCAUCUUGUUUCUAACAUGCAUCAGUUUUGACAGGUACAUCACCAUUGUUCAAGCAACAAAAGCUAAAUCUUCCAAGCAAAGGCGGAUCCUGCGCAGCAAACUCGUGUGCUUGGCUGUCUGGCUGGCAUCUGUCAGCCUGUGCCUCCCUGAGAUAAUGUACAGCCAGAGCAAGCAGAUCGGUGCUGUGGCGGUGUGCAAAAUGGCGUACCCACCCAACGUUGGCAUGGCCUUCAGAGUUGCCGUCCUGGCUCUGAAGGUCACUAUAGGCUUCUUCCUCCCACUUCUAGUCAUGGUUAUUUGCUACACCCUGAUCAUCCACACCCUCCUCCAAGCCAAAAGAUGCCAAAAGCAGAAAUCAUUAAAGAUCAUCACCAUGAUCAUCACUGCCUUUCUUCUCUCUCAGUUCCCGUACAACAUCGUUUUGCUGAUCAAGACCAUCAACAUGUACACCGGGGCGGUGUACAGCUGCCAGACCAUCAACGGGCUGGACAUUGGGCUGCAGGUCACCCAGAGCAUCGCCUUUCUCCACAGCUGCCUCAACCCAUUCCUUUAUGUCUUUGCUGGGGAGCGUUUCAGGAUGGCACUGGUCAGAAUGGUGCGGAGCACUGGCCGCUACUGGUCUAGAGGCCAGGAGCAGUGCUCCUCCUUGGGUGACAGCCAGGAGCACAGCUCCAACUGGUCCUUUGCCAUGCUGGGGCGGCGGCGGGUGAGGAACUCACUCACCCUCAGCACCCAUUUGGCCUCCUCUGUUGUUCCUGCCUCAUGCCAAGUCUUUGUGUAAGCCAGUGUCUCCUGAGGGUUAUCAAGCAUGUCCUUUUAGACAUCACUCCUGCACCCCAAAGAUUGCCUUGGAGGAGGACUGGCCUCCUUGGUUUUGUCCAGGACUGAGCUGGGACACUGAGGGCCCUACAUGUGCUUCCUUCGUGCCCUGCCAAGCCAGACCAGGCCUCGCUCACAUAGAGAAGUGAAACCUUCUGCACCAUGCAGCAAAAUUGGAGCCAGGCAUGUUGUGAGCCAAGUUGACAAGGAAUAAGAGCUAUCUCUGAGGCAGCUCUUAGAACCCAUCCAUUGCUCAAAACACAGCCCAAAUAGCAAGCCUCUCAGAAAAGCCAUGAACAUCAUGUAAGGAUGAACCACACUUCCAUCCAUGGGAAGUGGUGAGAAGGAGCUGGGCCCCUGCUGCAGGACGGCUCCAUGAUAACUCAAUUUUUGGCCAUUGCCUGGUUUCAGAAAGUGAAGGCUGCUCCAUGCACAAAUGGACACAAUGCUGCUUUGUGGGACGGUCAAAGGAAAGCUAAUAUUCUGUACUCACUACAGAAUUAAAUCCUUCUCCUGUAUUUUAGCUCUUUGGUGUAGGGUGAGAGCAGGUGCAACGUAUUUGCUGCAGUUUGUAUUUCUCUGCAUUGACAAGCCACAACUCGCAGUAAGAAUUCAAGGCCACUGGAUGCUCUGAGUUUUCUGUCCCCAAGCACUUAAACCCCAAACUGAUGAUUCAACAAGCCAUCAAUGACGGCACCUUUGCAAAGACAACAAAAGACGUUUAACCCAAAAUUGAUGAGACAGAGAGUCAUAAGAUCUCAAACCUAUCGUUAGCAACAUUUUGGUUGAGAAUCUCCUCUUGGGGCUGGUGGGGUACAAGAUGCGUUUAGGUGGGAGCUGCAGCAAACCUACCAGUUUCUUGGGAACUGCAGAUGGGCCAACACUGGCACCAUAAGGGUGCGGGAGGUCUGCGGCACCACAAGGCUCCCAGCAGUGCCAAUUCCCGCCCCAAGCACCCCAAGCUUAUGCUGCUUGUUUUAGUGCCCAGGAGGCUUUCUUGUAAAUAACCUAUUUUAAUAAUCUGCUUUGGCAUUAGGUGACUAUCACUCAUUAAAGCAUCUGAGUAAACACCAGUUUUCUGCAAGGCUUGGCACUGCUUUCCUAACUAACACAGUACAUGUGGGUAGAUGGGGUUCUACUUUGACAUACGUUUUGAGUGUUUUUUAUUGUUCUUCAUUUUUGCCUUAGAGAAAUAAGUGCUGAAAGAGACAUGCAUUUUUUUCCUGUAUGUGUAAAGGCGGCGUUUGUGAUUUGUGUGGAGCUCAAAUUGAGCAGAAGCUGAAAUUCCCUUCAAUAAAGCACUGUCACGUACACAUCCACCGCGGGGAUGGACUGGUGGUGUCUUUGCCUACAAACCAGCUCCAUCUUUGCGUCCAUACACCCAACCUGUUUCCUCCCGUGUCUGAGGAGAAGCAAAUAGCCUCCCUAUGUUUGCAAUUCCCAGUAACUGACAGCAGACACACAACAUAGUGAAGUAGUGUCAGUGAAGUAGAGAAGUCAAGAAAG
Messenger RNA from Tympanuchus pallidicinctus (lesser prairie-chicken), 4241 nucleotides. RefSeq names its product C-C motif chemokine receptor 9 (gene CCR9). The transcript has 2 exons. Bases 1516 to 2697 code for a protein of 393 amino acids. The record is from RefSeq and is a predicted model, not a curated record. Gene Ontology annotation, cellular component: membrane. Gene Ontology annotation, biological process: immune response; chemotaxis; G protein-coupled receptor signaling pathway. NCBI's taxonomy places the organism in Eukaryota, Metazoa, Chordata, Aves, Galliformes, Phasianidae. Gene Ontology annotation, molecular function: chemokine binding; chemokine receptor activity; scavenger receptor activity.